AGCUUUUUCUGAAAUUCAGAUUACAGUUUUGUCAAGCGGCUUAUUGCUGGACUACUAAGCUGAAACUUUCAGAUUUCCUAGAUUUUCAGUAUACGCUAUGGGAAAUACUUCUGGUGACGACAAGAUACUCAGCUAUGAAGAUGUUGUCCUCAGGAGAUCAGAUUUGGACAUCCUAAACGGACCCAAUUUUCUAAACGAUCGUGUUAUCGAGUUCUACCUAAGCUUCUUAUCCACAGUUCACAGUUCCCCUACCAUCUCACUAAUCCCUCCCUCCAUUGCUUUCUGGAUCUCAAACUGCCCCGACACUGAAUACCUCAAAGAUUUCAUGAAACCCCUUAAUUUGCGCGACAAAGACCUCCUGAUAUUCCCUGUAAACGACAAUUCAAAUGUCGAGGUAGCAGAAGGCGGAUUACAUUGGAGCUUACUUGUGUACUACAAAGAGGCCAACACGUUUGUCCAUCACGAUAGCUACAUGGGAGUGAAUAAAUGGAGCGCGAAACAGCUCUUCAAGGCGGUUUCGCCGUUUGUGUCUAAUGGAGAUGCAUCAUACAAGGAAUGCACUGAUACACCGCAGCAAAAGAAUGGGUACGACUGCGGUGUUUUCCUUCUUGCUAUCGCUCGGGUUAUAUGCGAAUGGUUCAGCGCUGGAGGAAUGAAGAAUCGGGAUGAGCUGUGGUUUACUAAUGUGAAGGAGACUGUACCAGAUUUGGUUAACCAUCUGAGAGAAGAGAUAUUGGGGCUGAUCAAGAGGUUAAUGUCUGAGGGUGUGAGUAAAUGAGAGAUGGUUAUUAAAUGUGGUUAGAUAUUCCGGUUGGAUGAUUUUAACUGUUGACCGGAAAUAAAACUUUUGAUAUUUU
Messenger RNA from Arabidopsis arenosa, 857 nucleotides. Lineage: Eukaryota; Viridiplantae; Streptophyta; Magnoliopsida; Brassicales; Brassicaceae. The record is from the annotation of a GenBank genome assembly.